This is a messenger RNA of Hyaloperonospora brassicae, 2070 nucleotides long. The record is from the annotation of a GenBank genome assembly. NCBI's taxonomy places the organism in Eukaryota, Oomycota, Peronosporomycetes, Peronosporales, Peronosporaceae.
AUGUUAACCCGCGCGCUGAAAGAGGUGAAGCUGCCGUUCCCCGAGGCGUUUUUCCCCGCCGUGCGCGUCUCGAGCGACCGCUCGGACGCUCUGCACACGACAGCGUCCGAGCUCCUGAGCCGCACAUUGACCGCCGAGUGGGCCGAGAGCACGUGCCGCGUCACGCAGCAGGCAGACCAGUGGAAGCGCAUUGGCAGUCGCCAUGGACUCCACGUGUACCGCGAACGCGGCUUCACGCCGGGCGACGCUGUCCAAGUGACGGCCAUGGGCCACGUCGCGGGCGUCCUGGACGACGUCCUGCUCGGGCUCUACGCCUCGACAACGGGCGCGCUCAAGACGCAGCAGGCCAUCCUCCACGGCCGCGACUUCUUGGACGCUGCUGUGCUCCACGUGCUCGAACAAGACGUCUACAGCGAGUACGACACGGGCUUUUCGUACCGCUUCGAAGGCCUCAAGUGGCUCGCGUGCGCCUCGUCGGGCGCGCUCGUGCACAAGCGCGACCUGUGCUGGCACGAAGAGCUCGGCCGCACGCUCGACGCCGAGGGGAACCGCGUGGGGUACCUCGUCAUGCAGUCGGUCGACGUGCCCGCGUGCCCGCCGUUCGACGCCCAGGGCCUCACGCGCGCAACGGCCGCCGUGUGUUACAUCUUCCGGUCGCUGCCGCACAACCGCGUGGCCGUGUACAUGCGCGGCCAGCACGCGGUCGGCGGCAAAGCGCGCAGCUGGGGCGCUGACCCCAUCAUGGCCGAGCUCUGGCUCGGCGUCGCGCGGGCGUUGGACUGCGCGACGGCCAAGCGCUUGUCGGCGCUCGUGCGCGCGAGGCAUCGGCGCAUCGUGGCGACUGCACCCAGGAGCAAGACGUGUGCGUUCUGCAACUCGAAGCUCAAGGUGCUGAAAGCCAAGCAGAACUGCAAGCUCUGCGGCAAGAGCGUGUGCGAACGCUGUCGCGUGGCAAAGACGAUUUACCCGUCGCGCAAGACGAGCACGUUCCCGUGCAGCUACUUCUUCUGCAGGCCGUGUUUGAGUGACACGAAGGAGAAGCUCCUGAGCGGCUCGGCCAUGGCGCCAGUGAGCGCGGACCUCGACGAUGCUUCGGGCAUGUCGGGGUCCAACUGGUCCGAGUCGCCUCGCUACGCGCACACUCCCUCCACUGGACAGUCGGGACUUCGGGUAUUGGCAUCGCCGUCAUCCGAUCCCAUUGCAGUGUACUGCGCGCCGUCGUCGUCACGCCACCGCGUGGGCUUCGCCACCAAGUCUUCGUUCCGGGGCCAUGAAGUCUACUCGUCAACGCCAACGAGUUUCUCGAGCGCACGAUCGACAGUGUCGUCAGAGCCUUCGUUGUCUCUUUACAGCACGCUGUCGACGAACUCGAGUAGCAGCCCCACGAACGACACUAUCAGCAACGCCAAGCGAGCGCCGAGCGUGCGACGAUGUCAGCAAUCGGGUUGGCCAGUGAAGAACCAGACAGCAGCAAGCCCGUCCAGAGAGCAGCGCACGACCAGCGAUUCCGUGCGUCAUGUGGUCUACAGCAAUAGCUGUGUAUCAGGUCAGCACGCUGUAGUCCGUCCAGGCAAUCACUCGUUCAACGACAGCAGAUGUAUUGGCAGCCAGUCGGUUGGCAGCACGUACGACGUUGGGGGAUCCGGGACGUAUCGUGAGCGCGGGUGCGUUAGUGACGAUGGCAAUAUGAGCGACGACGAAUCCUCGAACGAAGAGAAUGAGCGCGUCACAAGCCGCAAGAACCGACGGAGACAGAUGAUCAGCAUUUAUGACGCGAACGAAGGCGGUGUGAUCGAGCUCAGUCGCCAGUCGGAUUUCGAGAGCGGUUCGCCGAACCAAGCGGAGCUGACGGACGUGUUUGAGAACGACAAGCUGAAGUAUAUCAACUCGUUCCGCUCGAACGAUUUGGGAGUGGCUGGCGGCUCAGCAGGUGGCGUCACAUCGUAUUCGAGUAGUUCCAAUGAGCAGGACAACCUCCUGGAGCGACUCAUCCAGAUCAACAUGGCGGCAGAAGCCACGUACUUGAUGACCAAGUACAACUCCAGUAUCCGUAGUGACUCGAUACGAUAG